Molecule: messenger RNA, 574 nt
Organism: Camelina sativa (false flax)
Lineage: Eukaryota; Viridiplantae; Streptophyta; Magnoliopsida; Brassicales; Brassicaceae
Product: DNA-directed RNA polymerases II, IV and V subunit 12
Biological process (GO): DNA-templated transcription
Cellular component (GO): RNA polymerase II, core complex; RNA polymerase I complex; RNA polymerase III complex
Molecular function (GO): zinc ion binding; DNA binding
Source: RefSeq, a predicted model, not a curated record
UCGGCCCAACUUUAUAUGGGCUUUUUGUGUCAAGAAGCCCAUACAAGUAUAAUAAAUGUCGCUAGCUCCUCGUCUCUUCGUCAAAAUCAUCCUCAUCGUCAACAACAAAACCCUAGGAUUCGUUUUAAUACCAUGGAUCAACAACCAGCACUGCCCGAACCCGUUACUUACGUCUGCGGAGAUUGUGGACAAGAGAACACUUUGAAAUCUGGGGAUGUCAUCCAAUGCAGAGAGUGUGGGUACCGUAUUCUCUACAAGAAGCGUACCCGUAGAGUUGUUCAAUACGAAGCUCGCUGAGAACCUGAAGAUGGUUCAUAGUCUCUUAAGAUGGGUUGAUACGUUUUGCCUCUGUUUGUAAUAUGUAUCGACAUGGUUUUUGCUAAACUGCCUGUUCGGUUGAUUUGAUUACAAAUGAGUUGUUGAUUUGAUUACAAGUGUGAGUUGAUUUAAUCACAAGUGUGACUCUACAAUCUUUAUCUCUUUGCGAUUUUUGAUUGAUGUAAUCCUUGGAAUAACCAAGUUCACAUUGGUAGAAUCCUUUAUUGACUACAAUCUCUUUUAAAAUUACUCAAUA